AGAUUGUUAUAUAUAGUUUGGAAUAAUAUAUUUUUAAGAAAUGAAAUUCAUAAACAUAUUUUAAAGUUUAUUAAACAUAGUGUUGCAGAUCUUGAUAUAAAAGGUUAUGACCAGUUUAAAGAUAAAUCAUAUAUAACAACACUUAGUCUCACAACCCUCACUUUCGGUCAUAAUUUUAACCAAGAAGUUUCACCUGGCUCAUUACCAAAUAGUCUCACAACACUCACUUUCGGUCAUAAUUUUAACCAAGAAGUUUCAACUGGCUCAUUACCAAAUAGUCUCACAACACUCACUUUCGGUUUUGAUUUUAACCAAGUAAUUCUACCCAGCAUACUACCAAAUAGUCUCACAACACUCAAUUUCGGUGGUGGUUUUAAACAAGUAGUUCCACCUGGGACAUUACCAAAUAGUCUUACAACACUCACUUUCGGCUAUAACCAAGUAGUUCUACCUGGCACAUUACCAAAUAGUCUUAUAGCACUCACUUUCGGUGGUGGUUUUAACCAAGUAGUUCUACCUGGAACAUUACCAAAUAGUCUCACAACACUCACUUUCGGUUUUGAUUUUAACCAAGUAGUUCUACCCAGCACAUUACCAAAUAGUCUUACACUCACUUUCGGUUGUGGUUUUAACCAAGUAAUUAGACCCGGUACAUUACCAAAUAGUCUCACAACACUCACAUUUGGUCGUAGUUUUAACCAAGUAGUUCUACCCGGUACAUUACCAAAUAGUCUCAAAACACUCACAUUCGGUGAAGAUUUUAACCAAGUAAUUAAACCCGGCACAUUACCAAAUAGUCUCAAAACACUCAGAUUCGGUUUUGAUUUUAACCAAAUAAUCAACCCCGGCUCAUUACCAAAUAGUCUCACAACACUCACAUUCGGUGAUGGUUUUUACCAAGUGAUUCCACCUGGCACAUUACCAAAUAGUCUCACAACACUCACAUUCGGUGGUGGUUUUAACCAA
Molecule: messenger RNA, 966 nt
Organism: Dictyostelium purpureum
Lineage: Eukaryota; Evosea; Eumycetozoa; Dictyosteliales; Dictyosteliaceae
Exons: 2
Source: RefSeq, a predicted model, not a curated record